Leptosia nina is the source of this 825-nucleotide messenger RNA. The record is from the annotation of a GenBank genome assembly. NCBI's taxonomy places the organism in Eukaryota, Metazoa, Arthropoda, Insecta, Lepidoptera, Pieridae.
AUGGACGCAAAAUUGGAGAUAAUAUUAGAUGAAGAACAUGUACAUAAUGUAAAUAUGAAUCAAAUUAAUACAUGGACCUUUUACGAGACGCUCCUGGGUCUGAGCGUGGUUUUAGUCCUAUAUUUGGCGAUAAUUUUGAAGAUUCUCCCCAAUUUCAUGAAAUAUCGCCAGCCAUAUCAACUGAAUCGAUUGCUUUUAUGGUACAACGGGAUUCAAGUUCUUUCGUCCGCUUAUAUCGUACUUCUUUAUGCUAAGUAUAUAUUUCGCUACGGAAUCAUAACAAAAAGAUGUCCACAAGGAGAGGAUCUAGAAACGGUAAUCGCGGACAUACUUCCAUAUUUUAUAGCUAAGCACAUCGAUCUUCUAGACACUGUCUUCUUUAUUCUUCGCAAGAAACAGAACCAAGUUACCUUCCUGCAUGUCUACCACCACAGCGCUAUGGUUACCUGGACUUGGUUCCAUUAUUUGUACCAUCCAUGUGAUCACUUUGUGGUCGUUGGGCUCAUAAACAGCUUCGUCCACGUAGUGAUGUAUACUUACUACGGUCUCUCGUCUUUGGGGCCCGAGUACGCAAGAUUCAUCUGGUGGAAAAAACACGUGACUAAAAUACAACUGAUGCAGUUUAUACUUGUGAUAUCAAACCUGUACUACCAGCAGAAGCUAACACCUUGCCCAUUGCCCGCUGCUUUUCAUUAUUACUGUGUAUUCAGCAUCAGUUCAUUCUUUGUGCUCUUCAUCAAUUUUUACCUUCGAAGCUACGGCAAGAAACGAAGAGACAGAAACCAAAGUGGCGUAGACGCAAGUGAAUCAGUUAAGGAAGCCUAG